Molecule: messenger RNA, 4136 nt
Organism: Monodelphis domestica (gray short-tailed opossum)
Lineage: Eukaryota; Metazoa; Chordata; Mammalia; Didelphimorphia; Didelphidae
Product: zinc transporter ZIP4
Biological process (GO): intracellular monoatomic cation homeostasis; zinc ion import across plasma membrane
Cellular component (GO): plasma membrane
Molecular function (GO): zinc ion transmembrane transporter activity; monoatomic cation:bicarbonate symporter activity
Source: RefSeq, a predicted model, not a curated record
CAUCCUUGCUCCCUUGGGAAAUUGGGGUGGGGAGAUAGACUGGUAGUCUCUCCAUGGGUGGGUUGAGCAGACCUAUGCUAACUUUUAUGGGAGGAAAAUUUUCCAUGAGAAAAAGAGAGGAGCUUAUAUCCCACUAGGAAAGGAAGCCUGGAGCCCAGGGGCAGAGUGACUUCUUUUUCCUUUCUUCCCCUCCUCCCUUUUCCCUUGAAACUCCAGACUCUGCCUCAGGUUCACAGCCCAGAGAUGGGAAGUCACCCUGGAGUGAGAGGGGCAGAUGGUGCCUAGGAGCCAUUGAUUGUAUUGUCUCCCCUCUUCCUCUCCUGUCUGUAUGAGUGAGAGGCUGCAAUGGGUCUUCCCUUCUGCAUUCACAGAGAAAUGGGACAACCAGCCCAGCAGCCUAGUGUCAGUGUGUGCCUGUGUGUGUGAAUGAAUGAAAGGAAUCUCCUGGGUGUAUGUUAGAGAGAGAGAAGGAACUGUCAUUUGUGAGAGAAAGGGAGAUAAGUUCUUCCAUGGGUGAGAAAGCUUGUAUUUUCUCUGUAGAGAGGAAAAAUAUGAAAGCAGAAGUCUUGUAUGUAUGUUAGAAGACCAUGGUUUGUGAGAAGAUUCAUUCUCUUGGGUUAUUUUCAUCGGUUUAGAGAAUGAGACAGGGCUCUUCUGUGUCAGUGUGUGAAUGGGGGUGGGGAGGACACCCCUACAUCUCUUGGUGUUGGAAGUUUUAUGUGUGGAAGAGGAAGGCAGGAUUUCUGUCUCCAGGGUGCAUAACCGUGGAGAAUGUCCUGGCCCUGGGGGGGCAGAGUUCAGUUCUGCAUUCUCAGGAUGUGGCCCGAGUGUGUGCUGGGAUGGCUCUCUAUCUCAGUGAUCCAGAGGGCACUUGUGCUGCUGUCCAGGGAGGCAGCUGGGGGUCCCAAGCAGAUAGCCUCCUGAGGUCCUUGGUCUCUGCUGGGGCCCAUCAUGUUGACAUCCUGAAUCGCCUUCUUCAGCACAUCCAAGGGCAUUACCCAGAAGAGCCAGGCCAUGGUGAGGGUUGUAUGGACACUCACCAGAUUUUGGAGGAGGCAGCAGGGGCCCCAGGACCUGAAGGCCAAGGUCCAAGCCGGGCUCUGGCUGCCAUCCUGGACCACAUCCUAGCUGGGUCCUGCUUCCAUGUCCUGCCCAGUCCCCAGUACUUUAUUGAUUUCAUCUUCAGACUUCAUGGCAAUGAGUCACGAAACCUCACUCUGUCUGAGUUGCAGACUCUGAUGAGCCAGCUGAGAGUAGGGAAGGAGGCUGAGGUCCAUCACCAUGACAACAAGGAAGAGCACCACCAUCACAGAGAGCACAGCCUGGAGGGGAGGACCAGACAUCAGCUGAGGCUCCCUCAAAGGACCCAAGCAAGACACCCUGACAGCGUAUGGGACACUCUGUGCCUGAGUGGCUCUGAUGUCCUGGAAGUGUACGGGCUGUCAGAGGAUGAUGGGGUGUCCCCAGAUGCCUGGGCCCAGCUCAGCCCAGCCCUACUCCAGCAGCAGCUCAGUGGGGCCUGUUUAUCCGUUCACAUCACCCCCCAUGACAAGCUCAGUGUGUCUGCAAGAUACCUCUAUGGCUCCCUAGCCAUACUGAUCAUCUGUCUCGCCUCUGUCUUUGGCCUGGUGGUUGUGUUCUGUGCCUCCUGCAAGAAUGUCUCCCACUAUGUCAUCCAAACCUUCUUGGGUCUGGCUGUGGGCUCCCUUACUGGGGAUGCUGUUCUCCAUCUCAUUCCUAAGGUGGUAGGCCAGCAUUCCCAUGGGGAGGCAACUGAGCAUCAGGGUCCUGAACUUGUGUGGCGGCUCUUGGGCCUAUUGGGUGGCCUCUAUGCCUUCUUCCUCCUGGAGAACCUCUUCAGCAUUCUGCUGCCCCGGGAUUCAGAGGAGAAAGAGGAAAGUCAUGCCUGCAACCACAGCCACAGCAUAUCUCUGCAGCUGGUGACAGAAGAACUGUCACACCAGAAGCAGCAACAGCAGCAGGCAGACUCCAGGAUAGACCUGGUAUCGAAUGAGAACCCCCAGGUUUCUGGUCUGGAUCACCAAAAACGGAGCCGAGAACUGCAGCUUCUCCCCUACAUGAUCACCAUUGGAGAUGCUCUUCACAAUUUUGCAGAUGGGUUGACUGUGGGUGCUGCCUUUACUGCUUCAUGGAAGACUGGUCUGGCUACCUCCAUGGCUGUUCUAUGCCAUGAGGUGCCCCAUGAACUUGGGGACUUUGGUGCCCUGCUUCAUGCAGGGCUGUCAGUGCGUCGUGCCCUGCUGCUGAACGUGAUUGCCGGCUUGACAGCCUUUGCUGGGCUCUAUGUGGCUCUGGGCAUUGGGUCCAAUGAGGAAAGUGAAAUCUGGAUCCUCACAGCUGCCACUGGGCUCUUCUUCUAUGUGGCACUCUGUGAUAUGCUGCCAUCAAUGAUGAAUGUGAGAGACAAGAGACCCUGGCUACUCUUCUUCCUGCACAAUCUGGGGCUCCUAGGUGGCUGGGCCAUCCUGCUGGUUCUGUCCAUAUAUGAAAAGAACAUCACCUUCUGAUCCUUUGCUCACCUUGUUGGCACCGUGUAUGACAACUGAUGCUUCAUUGCCCACCCAGUACCCUCUGUCUGCCAUCGACUCCCGAGCUCUGAAUUGGACUCAGCUUAGUCCUCUCACUUCUUUUGUCACCCUCUGUAAUGCCGUAGUCACUUGUCCAGGAUGCUCUUUGUUAAUUCUUGAAUUGAGGUGUCCCUAGGUUGUCCCCAUCCCCUCCCCCCUCUAGAAUCUUUCAACAUCCCUUCAUUAAUCUCAGAAAGAAUUUCUACAAAAGACUUUCAACACAUCGUAGAAUGUGCAUAUACCUUCCACCAGAAGGGUGAGGAGGAGCUCAUCACUCACUGUCCUUGUCCCCUACUGCCUUCUGGCCUCCAAUGAACACAGGAUCCUAGACAUCCAUGCUCCUGGUCUUCAGCCCCUCAAGCCUCUGUGAGUUCCUGAUGCUACCUUUGUGCUGGACACAGGAGAGCAGAAUGACCCAGAGGGAGUUCCAGAGGGCCUUCCCUCCCCCACAACCCCCAUUUCAGGUGACCUUUAGAAACCUACAUUUUCCUUUUUCUUGACUGCUUUGGUCUGCCCUGCCCUUCAGGGGGAGGGACAAUGAAAGGAUAGAGCCCAGGGUGGGAAGGAUGGUGGGCAGCUGUGGAUGCCUUCAUGGUGUAGAGUAGUUUCUGCUCAGGUCCAACAGCUCAGGACAAGAUGGCCUGGCUGUUCCCUCGUACUUCAACAGACUGAUUCUUUAGAUGUCAUCAGAUUAGAUCACAGACUGUCAGCCAGCCUGGUUGUAGCCUCAGCCAUGCCUCAGGGGUGGCAUGUAGAAGUGUCCAUGUCUCACCUUCCUCCUUCAGUUCUAUUUCUACAGUUGCUCUUGGCAGGAGGCAGAACUGAGAAUGUUUUCUCAUUUUGCUGAGAUGAGGUUCGCUGUAGUAGGAGGGCUAGAACCCACAUCUCCUAGGGCCUGGGUCUACUCUGUGUGUGUGUAUAGUCUGGUGAUGCCUAUGGACCCUUUUUCAGAAUAAUGCUUUUUAACAUGCAUAAAAUAAAACAGAUAGAAUUACAAGGGUGAAUAUUUAUAUGGAAAUAGAGUUAUAUAUAUACACACAUACACACAUAAUAAAGAAUGAGCCAGAAACCCUUCUUCACAGAGCUGUCACCUAUACUGGCCAUUCCCCAAAGAGCUGAAUAACUGUAGUUGUUCUCUUCCACAAAUAAACCUCUCUAGGAUACAGGAACUAUAUUUGAGUUUUUGUUUUGUUUUUUUUUCCUACAUAAUUACUAGUUAUUAAAUGAUAGAGAAUGUGCAGGUGACAUAAAUCAUUUGCCCAGCACUGAAAAUUAGUACUUCUAACCCAGGAAAGAGUCUGGCAGACAACAGAAUGGUUAGGCUUCCUCCCAAUUAAUAUUGUUCUCUGAGUUCAGCCUUCAGGAAAAUGAAUUUCUGGGACCUUCUCCCUCAACUCUGCCUACUUAUACAUCCUAGGUAUCAUUGUACCCAUCAGCUCAUCUCCAUUAGAGGAUUAGGUUUGUAAAGAAUAAUUUUAGCAUUGUGAUCUAAACUAUAUUAAUUAUUGGUGUCCAUGGAUAUUCCAAAUAAAAAAAAUACCCAAGUCA